Molecule: messenger RNA, 966 nt
Organism: Lathyrus sativus (Indian pea)
Lineage: Eukaryota; Viridiplantae; Streptophyta; Magnoliopsida; Fabales; Fabaceae
Source: the annotation of a GenBank genome assembly
AUGGCAAACAACUGUCCUCUAAAGGGGCCACUGGUAGAAGAGUUAACUUUUCUUCAAGGCUCAGCUCCCUUCAAGAGCUGUCAUGCUUCUACCAUUGUUGAGGUUGGUAAGGAUCAUUUUUUGGUUGCCUAUUUUGGGGGGUCAUCAGAAGGAGCACCUGAUGUCAAAAUAUGGUUGCAAACUUACAAGAAUGGAAGAUGGGAAUCACCGGCAAUAGCUGAUGAACAACCAAAUGUUCCUAUGUGGAACCCUGUGCUAUUCAAACUUCCAUCUGAUGAGCUACUUUUGUUUUACAAGAUAGGCCAAGAAGUUCAGAAAUGGAGUGGAUUUGUCAAACGCUCGUAUGAUAAAGGAAUUACUUGGACAGAAAGAGAACAACUUCCUCCUGGUAUAUUAGGACCUAUAAAGAAUAAGCCUAUUUUGCUAGAAAAUGGCCAAUUGAUUUGUGGAUCAUCUGUUGAAAGCUGGAACUCAUGGGGCGCUUGGGUGGAGGUCACAACAGAUUUUGGCAAGUCAUGGAGCAAGCAUGGCCCAAUUUACAUCGAAAACAAACCUCUAAGUGUGAUUCAACCAGUACCUUACCAGACUGCAGACGGGAAAUUACGCGUCUUACUACGAUCCUUCGAAGGCAUUGAUAGAGUAUGUAUGUCUGAAUCAUCGGACGGUGGCCUGACUUGGGGACGCGCAAAACCUACUCAGCUCCCUAACCCAAAUUCAGGUAUUGAUGGAGUUAAGCUUAGAGAUGGACGCAUAUUGCUCGUUUAUAAUACAACAUCGAGGGGCGUGCUUAAAGUUGCACUCUCAAAUGAUGAUGGCGAUUCAUGGUAUGAAGCUCUCACAUUGGAGGAUUCAUCUGGAAUGGAAUUCUCAUAUCCCGCGGUUAUUCAAGCUAGUGAUGAGCUAAUACAUAUCACCUAUACAUAUAAAAGGACACAGAUUAAGCGUGUUAUUCUUGGACCAAAUUGA